GUUCCAGGGACCUGGAGGCUGUACCAUUUGACAUGAGUCUGGUGAAUGAGAGCAUCUCAGAGGAAUUCAUUCUCUUAGGGUUUUCAGAUCGGCCAUGGCUGGAGCUGCCGCUCUUUGUGGUGUUUCUCGUGUCCUAUAUCUUGACCAUCUUUGGGAAUAUGAUGAUCAUUCUUGUGUCCCGCCUGGAUGCCAAACUCCACACCCCCAUGUACUUUUUCCUCACUAACUUGUCCCUGCUGGACCUGUGCUACACCACCAGCACAGUCCCACAGAUGCUCAUCAACAUAUGCAGCACCCGGAAGGUCAUCAGCUAUGGUGGCUGUGUGGCCCAGCUUUUCAUUUUCCUGGCCUUGGGUUCCACUGAAUGUCUUCUCUUGGGCGUCAUGUCCUUUGACAGGUUUGUAGCCAUCUGUCAACCUCUCCAUUACUCAGUCAUCAUGCACCACAGGCGCUGUCUCCAGUUAGCAGCUGCAUGUUGGAUCAGUGGCUUCAGCAACUCAGUAUUGCAGUCUACAUGGACUCUUCAGAUGCCACGAUGUGGUCACAAGGAAGUGGAUCACUUCUUCUGUGAAGUCCCUGCCCUGCUCAAGUUGUCCUGUGUGGAUACAACAGCAAAUGAGGCAGAGCUAUUCUUUAUCAGUGUGCUGUUCCUUGUAAUACCUGUGACUCUCAUCCUUAUCUCAUAUGCUUUUAUUGUCCAAGCAGUGUUGAGAAUAAGGUCAGCUGAAGGUCGGCGAAAGGCAUUUGGGACAUGUGGCUCCCACCUAAUUGUAGUGGUACUUUUUUAUGGUACUGCCAUCUACAUGUAUCUGCAGCCACCAUCCCCUGCUUCCAAGGACCGGGGGAAGAUGGUGUCCCUCUUUUAUGGGAUCAUCACACCCAUGCUGAACCCCCUCAUCUACACCCUUAGGAACAAAGAGGUAAAGGGAGCAUUUAAGAGGUUGAUAGCAAGGAUCUUUGUGAUUAAAAAAGAAGCAUUGCCCAAAUAA
This is a messenger RNA of Onychomys torridus (southern grasshopper mouse), 989 nucleotides long. RefSeq names its product olfactory receptor 2B2-like. Gene Ontology annotation, molecular function: olfactory receptor activity; G protein-coupled receptor activity. The record is from RefSeq and is a predicted model, not a curated record. The coding region runs from base 33 to 989 and encodes 318 amino acids. Gene Ontology annotation, cellular component: membrane. The transcript has a single exon. Gene Ontology annotation, biological process: G protein-coupled receptor signaling pathway. NCBI's taxonomy places the organism in Eukaryota, Metazoa, Chordata, Mammalia, Rodentia, Cricetidae.